AUGCAGCAUUUCCAUCAUUAUGUGUAUGGGAGUCACGUUUUAGUAGAAACCGACCACAAGCCCCUCAUUGGUCUGGUUGACAAGCCCAUUGGCUUAUGCACUCCUCGGAUUCAGCGAAUGCGCCUUCAGCUCCAAGGGUACAGCUACCAGUUGUGCUACAAGCCGGGUAAAGAAUUGUACCUUGCCGACACCUUAAGCAGAGCGCCGGACCCUCGAGAAUAUUCAGGUGAUCAGUCUCAGUGUCAUGAUGAACAUGUCCACGCUGUCCUCAGUUAUGUCAAUCCGGGUCCAACGAUUCAAGAAAAGUACGCUCGAGCCACGGAAGCUGAUUCGACACUGCAGUUGAUCGUCGGACUCGUUAACAACGGCUGGCCGGAGCACAAGCGUGAUUGUCCGGUUCCGGCGAAGCCGUAUUGGUCUGAGCGGGCAAAUUUGUCGACGGCCCGUGGCUUACUUCUUCGGGGGCAGCAAGUGGUUGUGCCAUACAGCCUUCAACGUGAAAUUCUAGCUAACGUCCAUGACGGACACUUCGGUGAAACCAAGUCCUUGGAAAGAGCAAAAUCCGCCGUCUUCUGGCCGGGAUACGUGGAGCAGAUUCGCAACCUUGUCGCUGGAUGCAGUAUUUGUCAGGAAAGAAGAAACCACAAUUCGGCACAGCAGUAUUAUCCGGCAGAAGUCCCGGAACACCCCUUUCAAAAAUUAGCAACGGAUUUCUUCCAGCUUGCUGGAAAACAUUAUCUUUUAACAGUCGAUUAUUUUAGCAAGUGGCCGUGUGUGGUUGAAAUGUCGUCGACUACCAGCUCUGUCACCAUUCGAGAGUUAGAGAAAAUUUUUUCUGAUUUCGGCGUCCCGGAAACUCUAGUGUCUGAUAACGGGUCACAGUUUGGCAGUGCCGAGUUUCGCGAGUUUUCCCGCCAGCAGCAGUUCUCCCAUGUCACGUCAAGCCCGUUCUAUCCUGAAUCCAACGGCUUCGUUGAACGGUCGGUUCAGACCGUCAAGUCUUCGUUUAUAAAAGCCAUUGAGAGCGGCCGCUCUCUUCAAGCCGCAGUCCGUGCUAUUCGCUCCACUCCAGUUGGUGGUGGCCUCCCGUCUCCGUCCGUCCUGCUUCAGUCUCGUCAUUUGAGGGGUAGUCUGCCUUUUGUGCCAGCCGCACUCAAGCAUCAGAGUAUCAACAGUGAUGCAGUAGAGGAACUUUUAAAACGCCGACAGGAUAAAAUGCUGUUUCAUCAGUCGUCCGCCGUCUCCAAACGGUAUCCGGUUUUAUCAGUUGGUCAACGUGUUCGUGUUCGCGUCGGAAAAAAAUGGAUUCCUGGUGUAGUGAAGAUAGUGUGUCAACAGCCGGAUUCCUACGUCGUCAGCACCAGUGAUGGAAGUGAGUUUCGCCGGAAUCGCAGGGCGAUCAACGUUUGCCGUAGUCAGCAAAGCGAAGGUCCAGCAACUCCUCCCACAGUCAACCAGCGGGCCCCUGCAGCAGGGCCCAGCAGAAGACCAAGAGUUUCGUUCAUAUUCCCGUCCUUCUCCCUGUCUAAUUCAGCUGCUAAUUCAGCAGUAUCCGUUCGCGCUCCGAUGGUGGUUCCAGUUCCCGGCCCGGCGACAAGCAACGUGGUGGCACCCGUCUUGUCUUUACCGCCAACUCGCCCAGCGGUGCCUGUGCAUGCUGAGCCGAUCCGUCAGGCCGUUUCCCCCGGCAUUACCAGGGAAUCACGCAAGCCUAGAGAGUGGCCGCCAUGCUCACGCUCGAGCGCGAGGUUGGCCGCGAAGAACAGGCGGAGUGUAUCGCACAGCCCAGCCAGGUCGACGGCAAGUAAUCCGACUUCAACGCUCGAUCCUGCCCAGCUAGCAAUGGUUCCUCCUUCGGAAGUUCCCGGCAGUCCCCUGGACCCUGUUCAAGAUUGUCAAGAGGCGGCGGUUCCAGCUAACUACGACUAA
Daphnia magna is the source of this 1929-nucleotide messenger RNA. RefSeq lists its product as uncharacterized. Gene Ontology annotation, biological process: DNA integration. Gene Ontology annotation, molecular function: nucleic acid binding. The record is from RefSeq and is a predicted model, not a curated record. Bases 1 to 1929 code for a protein of 642 amino acids. NCBI's taxonomy places the organism in Eukaryota, Metazoa, Arthropoda, Branchiopoda, Diplostraca, Daphniidae. The transcript has a single exon.